AUGGACCCGAUAACAGUCAUCCGUUCUUUUACUUGGGUGGAAGCAGUCAUCCUUACUCUUGCUUGGUUGGGUAAGAACUCGAGCAGUACUUCUGCGGUCUGGAAGUUUGAAUGCACCGAAAAGCUCUGCCUACAGAUCGUUCAAGAGAUCCAGAACAACCUCGACCUGUUUCCAGAUUUCAGAGAUCAGGUCAGCUUUCUGAUCCAGAGCAUUCCCCAUGAGAGUUUCGGUGUCCUUCACAUUACCUUCCACCUUCGGACACAAGAGCAAGUAAACAACGGCAACUAUACCGUUGGCCAUAUCUUUGUGAAGUUGCAGAACGGGGUCUAUGUACUGGCAACAGGCGACCUUAGUCAAGAUGUCAAAUUGAACAGCUCCGCAACGAACCGAACGGUUUCCACACUUCUCGGAUCAGAUCAAUGUUCUGAUCCAGAAGACCGUUUCCCAGGGAGACGACAACAUAUAUACAUCUAUAUUGCUUCGGUGGAGGAGCCCACAUCGACGAGCUGGAAGUUUGAUGCCAUUUUCCAGCUCUGCGAGGAGAUAGCGGACCGUAUCCGGAACGAGAUUGACCAGUUUCCCGGCUACGAGUACCAGAUCAACUUUCUGAUCCGGACUCUUCCACAUACGAGUGGGGAGGAGCCUCUUCACGCUACCGUCCAUUUCCAGACAAAAGACCAAGCGGAUAAUGGCAAUUAUGUCGUUGGCCACGUCAAUGUGAAGGAGCAGAACCGCGCCUACGAACUGGCAACGGGCGAUCUUAGCCAGGAUCUGAAAUGGUGGCCAGAAACAGUCCUCAAUUACGAAGAAGAACAGCAAAAGAAGGACGCGGACAAAGCAGCGGGAAUAAGAAAAGUGGCCUAA
Molecule: messenger RNA, 864 nt
Organism: Aaosphaeria arxii CBS 175.79
Lineage: Eukaryota; Fungi; Ascomycota; Dothideomycetes; Pleosporales
Exons: 2
Coding region: 1-864 (287 amino acids)
Source: RefSeq, a predicted model, not a curated record